Messenger RNA from Trypanosoma theileri, 1215 nucleotides. RefSeq lists its product as uncharacterized. NCBI's taxonomy places the organism in Eukaryota, Euglenozoa, Kinetoplastea, Trypanosomatida, Trypanosomatidae. The coding region runs from base 1 to 1215 and encodes 404 amino acids. The transcript has a single exon. The record is from RefSeq and is a predicted model, not a curated record.
AUGCAACGUAUUGCCAUUAAUGCUUCUUUACGACGUUUCCUUUGGGUUGUUCAACAGGAACAAAUUCAACAACAACAUCAACAGCAACAGUUAUUGUUUCAAAAAUAUCGUUUGACUACCGUGGACGAAAGAGCAGUACCUGGUCUCGUGAACCACCGCCGGUUACUGCAGAAAAUUAUGGACACUGAGGAGUCUGAUCACAUAAAAGGCAAACGUAUUCGAGGGGUUUUAAAAAAAAUGGAAGCGAAUUACAUGAAUUGGUUAGAAGAGUGCGGGGCCAUGGAGUGUCUGCAGCUGCUCGAGACUUUAAGAAAGGCGUCGCGAUACUUCAAGGGGAAUCGUGGCAGCACAACAGAUGCCCACUCUAAUAAAAAUAAUAAUAAUAAUAAUAAUAAUAAUAAUAAUAAUAAUAACAAUAACGAUUGGUCUGGUGCCUCACCGUACUUUUCGCCAGAGUUCAGUGAUUGGCUCUGCGCCGUACUGCAGCGAGGUGCGCGAUAUGCCUCGCGUCCUGAGGAGGAACUCGCGUUGCUCUCCGCCGCUGCUGAACUGGAGCUGGCAGACACACAGACACUGCAGCUACUCACUCAUAAACUAACGAGUCGCGAUUAUACAACAAAGGCAUCGCCUGAUGAUCUGGUACGAGUUCUGCGACUGGUGUCAUUACUUGUAAAGCGAUGUCGAAUGCCAAUUCCCCCCUUAGAUCACGUACUCUGUCAUUUACCGAGUACCACUCUGGAUUCAAGACAAUCUCUCACUGUACUUUCAUCUCUCUUACGCUUACGAGAACGACAUGGUUUCGAUGUUGCUCGGGCAGUCUCACGCCGGGCUACCGCACAUGUUGAGACAUAUACAGCGAGAGAUGUUAUUUUUGCAUUGGAGGCUAUAGCCCUUUUAAAUUGCUGUCAUGAGGCAUACAUAGGGGCUGUAUUGGAUCGAUGUACCGCCCUUCACACACAGCUUCAACCACACGAACUUGGUAGUAUUUGCAAAUAUGUUGCGAUGCUAAAUACAUCUCGGAUAACUAACGAUACAGCAUUGUCUUGUGCCAAAGAGCUGCGUCGACUUCUUCCUGCACUUUUGAUUAGGACAGAACAACUUCUUGGACGAUUCUCUCUUCGUGAUGCUCAAUGCAUAUUAAGAUGUUUUGAACGACAUAAACUACAUCAUUCUGUGGUUUUUUCGCGACUGACACCUUUGGCUUCAGAGAAUUAA